UUGACUCAACUCUGUGCAGGCAGCUGAUUUAUUGUUAACUUGAUUGACUGAAGAAUGAGGUAACCAUCUCCUCAGAAGUUGGCCACUUUUUCCGAAGCAGUUGGUUGUUGCAAGAACUGUUUCUUUGAGAAAUCCUGCACAGAGCUGCUUAAAGUGGCAAGGGCAGGUCAUCAGGUUGGUUUCUACAUGGAGUAGUUUCCACAGAGAAUCAUCGGUCAAGGAUCAUUAAGCAAGUGUUGGUCACUCAGUGUCCAGUUGGAUUUCUGACCCAAACCUCUUGGGGGAUCAAUCUGGACUUUGAACUUGGUACUUAAGACACUGGUUAAGGUGAAGAGGUCGCUGCCGUCUUGAUCUUCUGGAAAGUUCAGAAUUGGUUUUGCAGAAAGUUUUGAACGACGACGUCAUUCUUUUGUUUGUACAAAGGUCAUGCCGUAGAUCCCUUAUGUCGUCGCCGCUCAGCCAUGGACAACGAACUCCCCCGGCAGGAACUGGUCAAAUGCGUCGUGGUCGGAGACAGCUCCACCGGCAAGACGCGUCUCAUUGUCGCCCGGGCAACCAAGAGUGCGAUGACUAGAGCGCAGCUAUUCCAGACGCAUAAACCGUCCGUAUGGGCCAUUGAUCAGUACCAUAGAUGUCAAGAAGUGCUCGAGAAUUCCUGGGAGGUCGUGGACGGAGUCAGUGUGACACUGCGAUUAUGGGACACGUUCGGAGAUCAUGAGAAGGACCGACGAUUCGCCUAUGGGAGAGCUGACGUGGUCCUCUUGCUCUUCUCAGUCGCUGAUGCCGUCUCUCUAAGAAACACAGCUCGCGUCUGGCUCCCGGAAAUACGUCAUUUCUGCCCCCGAGCUCCCAUCAUUCUCUGCGGAACAAAGAACGACCUGCGAUAUGCAGACCUUGAAGCAUUACUCAAAGAGCGAGGGCCAGUGAGCCACCACUGUACCAGGCACCGACCGUUCGACCCAAAGGGUAUCGUGUCGCCCAAAGAGGGACGUCAGAUAGCUAAGGAGAUCAAUGCAUUCUAUUACGAGACCAGUGCGUACACUCUCUAUGGUGUGGAAGAGGUCUUUGAUAAUGUGGUUCGAGCGGCGCUCAUUGCAAGGAGACAGCAUCGCUUCUGGCAAUCCAACCUUAAAAAGGUUCAGAGGCCGUUGCCUCAAGCCCCUUACUUGCCACCUUGCCCCAUUGAGCCAAGAAUCACCGUCCCUCCAUCCACGUACGACAAAGACAUCUCCAGUAUGCUGAGGGACCUUACAUGUGCGGAUGUGACGUUUGUCGUCCAGGGAGAAUACAUUCACGCUCAUAAGGUGAGCCUCAUAGCAGCCUCAUCUGUCUUCCACGAUCUCUUCAUGCUGGACCUCUCCGACCAGUUGGACAGCUCCGCAUCUCAAGACAAAGAGAGCUCUAAUAAAGACAGCCAUUUGUACGGCCACCAGCACUGGUCAAGUCCUGUCUCUGUCCCGCAACAGCUCAUGUCCACCUCGCCGGACAUCAUCGAAACCCCACCAGACAACUCAUCCCAUCAUCACCAAAGCAACUGCGAUAGAGACCGAGUCCUCAUGGAGGAUGGAUGCAUGAGCAUCUCCCCGAAUGGGAACACCUGUGUGAUUUCCGCCCCCGCCAAAGAGACCCCUCCCGCUGUGCUCCCUGACGAGGAGGACGACAGAACUGAUUUCGAGGAGUCGAUGGAGAGAGUCGAUGAUGUCAAUGUGCCAACAGUAGAGGCUACCAUUGUGCCUAUGAGUUUAAGAUACCUCCCCGGGAAGGUGAUGAACCACCCGGCCUUCCAUUCGAUUCAUCUGCAGCAGGCGGAGGACCUGAUCACCGGGAGGCCCAAGCUGCGUAGCGUGGUCGUCCUGAACUGUAAGAUCACCCCGGACGCAUUCAGGGCGGUGCUGUGGUUCCUCUACACGGGCUCCCUCAACACAGAGAAGUGUGCUAACCUGAGCGACGUGAUCACAGCGGCGUCGCUGUUGGACUUGCCGGACGUGGUGUCGGCCAUCGCGAACAUUAAACACCAGGAGGAGUAUAUGAACCUGGAGAUUGCCGAGGCCUUUCUAGACAGGCGGAGAGAUCGGUUCAGGGAGCUGUUUGCCGACAAGGGAUUCUUAUCAGACAUGGUGAUCAAGCUUGACGAUGGAGCAGUUAUAACUCACAUGAGUCUAUUGAUGGUGCGCUGUGACCCAAUGCUUGCCAUGCUCAGUCGCCACUUCAAAGAACGAUCUCAUCAAGAGGUGGUCUUGAUCGGUUUCAAGAAGAACACCUUCAAGGCAGUACUGGUGUACCUCUACACGGACCAGUUUCCAGACCAGCUGACCCGUAGCGAGAUGCUAUCCGUCAUCGAGGUGGCUAACUUCCUGUGUCUACCCAGGCUGGUGGCGCUGGCCGAGCAACGCCUGGUGCAGAGCUUCCAGGGGGACGCAACGGGCGAGUGCGAUAUCGGAGAGAGUAUCUCAUGUCUAUUAGAGACAUGUAAGUUACACAAUGCAGACCAGCUAUACCAUUGGUGUGUCCACCACAUGGCAAUCCACUACGAUGACAUCAUGAAGAAGCACCCCCGCCUCCUGCGCGAGAUUAGCCAAGAGGUCUGUAAGCAGAUCCACUGCCAGCGCUGGCCACCAGUCUACUAUCUUCAGGAAGCCGAAGAAUACGAGCAGCAGCAACGAGAGAAGAAACGCCUCGCCGAUCGCGCAAAGAAACACAAAUGGUGUCUAAAGUAAAACCUCUCCUCUCUCGGUACGGUCAAUGUGUAACAACUUCAGGAAAACUUGUUGUCGAUAACUUUACUUUUCCUUUUUUGGACCAUUGAUUUGUGAAUCGCAAACAAAAACCCAAAACCACCAGUCAAUUCUCAGGUCACUUGAUUUCUCUCACAUCUUUUAUGGCGAUUAUGAUAAUGGUAAUGAUGAUUAUGAUGGGGAAUCCUUGUCAUUUAAAUAGGCUCAUUGCUUAAUCUGCUGAUUCGGCUGUAUUAGCUGAUCUAGAUCUUGGUCAACAUUAUGUUGUUAGAGUCUCAUGUUGCAUGAAAAGCUACAAUAAGCGCGGGAGUGGGGGGGUGCGUUUCAUCAAGCCAGCCUUCCAACAGAAGAGCUCUUUAAACUUGCUUGUAGAAUCCAUUUGUGACCAAGUCAGGAACAUGCCAUAGACCAAUUUCAUUGUCACCAUCUUACAAAGAAACCUCCCCUAUUGGCUGAAGUGAAAAGUCUUCUUAAUGCAUGCAACCAACCUUGCCAGAAAUACCGAGGCACGCCACCUUUUCUGGACCAUACAGAGUCCUUCAUUUUGCAGCACAGGACCUAUGGUUUACGUCCCAUCUGAAGGACGAAGCAAUAAUGUUCAGUGUAUUGCACUUAGCAUAACCUAGGACUUUUCGCUUGUGAGUGAGCGUACAUCACGCUGCUAAAGCAUUCUUCGCUUAUACAGCUAGUUCAGAAAUGGAGCCUAGUCUGCAAGUGGAGAAUGGUGAUUGUAAGGGCAGAAAUCUGUGAUAAGCAGAGCUAUGAAACUUGUUUCAAUUGCUUAUUUACAAACAGGAGUAUGAAAUGGGGUAGAAACAGUACCCGUGUAUCAACUAAUAUUUGCAGUUUCUUAAACAAUAUCAUCUCUUUUAUUUGACUGUUUUAUUGUGUUGAUUUUUCACAUGUACAUGUAGGCUCAAUGGUAAACUGGCCACAAUUGCCAAUACAGUAUUACUGUUAACACUUAUAGACUGUGCAAGUCCCACUUUCCCAACGACAAAAUAGAAUUUCUAUAGUCAUAAACUCUGUUUAACUUAACAGCAGAAUCCUGCACACUUAAAA
Molecule: messenger RNA, 3797 nt
Organism: Asterias rubens (European starfish)
Lineage: Eukaryota; Metazoa; Echinodermata; Asteroidea; Forcipulatida; Asteriidae
Product: rho-related BTB domain-containing protein 2-like
Exons: 12
Coding region: 462-2717 (751 amino acids)
Biological process (GO): small GTPase-mediated signal transduction
Molecular function (GO): GTPase activity; protein binding; GTP binding
Source: RefSeq, a predicted model, not a curated record